AUGGCUCUCCGUCUGAUCGCCGACUUCGAUCUCGAGAAGGACGUGCUCCCGUGGCUGCGGGUGCAGCUGGCGGCGUCAGCGGCCGCCGGGGCCCGAGGCGGCGGCCCAGGUGUUUUGGAAAACAAUUAUGAGUGCUUACGUGUACUAAAUGUUGAACAAAACAGAAAUAUUAUUUAUACCUAUAAGGACAAUAAGGGAAAUGUCUUCUUUGGAUUAUAUGAUUACCAAACCAAACAAAAUGAGCAUCUCUAUACAUUUGAGAAAGAUUUGCAAGUUGUCAGUUGCUCAGUCAACAGGGAGAAGACUUUGCUGGCUACAAGUUUAGUUCAAGCUGCUAAAGAAGGAAGGAGUAAUGAGCUUCAACCAGGAUCAAAGUGCUUAACUUUGUUGGUUGAGAUCCACCCCAUUAACAAUGUGAAGGUUCUAAAAGCAGUGGAUAGCUAUAUUUGGGUACAGUUCCUCUACCCACAUGUUGAGAGUCGCCCUCAACCAGAGAAUCAUCUGUUACUGCUUUCAGAAGAGAAAUAUAUUGAACAAUUUCAUAUCCAAGUUGUCCAAGAAGAUGGAAAUCGAGUGAUAAUUAAAAAUUCUGGCCAUCUCCCAAGAGAGAGAAUAGCCGAAGAUUUUGUUUGGGCUCAGUGGGAUAUGUCAGAGCAGAGAUUAUACUAUAUUGAUCUGAAGAAAUCAAGGAGUGUCUUAAAAUGCAUCCAGUUUUAUGCUGAUGAGCACUUUAACUUAAUGUUUGAAGCACCCUUGGAUAUAUCAUUAAGUGACUCAGGAUUCAAACUUGUCAACUUUGGAUAUAGUGAUCUUCAAGACCAAGAGGAAUUAUCUGAACACCUGACCUUAUGUGUUUUUACCAACCAUACAGGAAGUUUGUGUGUAUGUUACUGCCCGAACUUUGACUCUUGGGAACAAAUCACAUAUUCAGUGUUUUACUUUCAUAAAGGGCACAGCAAAACCUUCACUACUACUCUUGGGAGUGUUGACUCACGUGUGACAAAGGGCAUUACUUUUCUCAACCUUGACUAUUAUGUGGCCGUUUAUUUACCCGGUCAUUUCUUUCAUCUCCUUAAUAUUCAACAUCCAGACCUGAUCUGCCACAGUCUGUUUCUGACAGAAAACAGUGAAGUGAUUGAUAUGCUACCUCAUAGUCCUUUACAGUCACUGUCAGGGUCUCUGGUCCUGGAUUCAUGUUCUGGAAAGCUCUACAGGGCGUUCCUCAACCAGUCAUAUUUAUUGGAGUUCCUGUGGAACAGCCGGCUGGACUGUGAGAGGAUGGCCUUGCUUCACUGUGUGCUCUCAUGUGGCCGAGACCCGCAACGACUGGAAGCCAAGAUUAUUCAGUGGAUUUCUGAGAACAUCUCUGCCUGCCAUUCAUUUGACCUCAUUCAGGAAUUUAUAAUUGCUUCUUCAUAUUGGAGCAUUUAUCCCGAGACAAGUAACAUGGAUAAGCUUUUGCCGUAUUCCUCACUGCUCACUUGGGAUACAGAAAUUCCUGGAAUAACCCUUGUGACAGAAGAGAUUCCGUUGCCUCUUAUGAAGGUGCAUAGCUUUAAGGGCUACUGGGAAAAACUGAACUCCAACCUGGAAUAUGUGAAGUACUCCAAGCCACACUUACACUAUAACAACAGCGUGGUCAGGAGAGAGUGGCACAACCUGAUCUCAGAAGAGAAAACAGGAAAAAGAAGGUCUACGGUGUAUGUGAGAAAUAUUCUUGAUAAUGCAAUAAAGGUGAUUUCUAACCUAGAAGCAAAGAAUUUGGAGCCAAGAUUAACACCCCUCUUCCAGGAGGAAGACAACCACCAGCAGCUGCUUAUCGGGCUGAUGGUGUCUGAACUAAGAGACCAUCUUUUGAGACAUCUACAGGGUGUAGAAAAGAAAAAAAUUGAACAGAUGGUUCUGGACUACGUUUCAAAACUGCUGGAUCUCAUUUGCCAAAUACUGGAAGCCAGUUGGAGGAAACAUACUCUUCAUCCCUGGGCUCUCCACUUCAAUAGACAGGCGAGUGCUGCUGAAUUUGCGGUCUUUCACAUCAUGACCAGGAUUUUGGAAGCUACUAACACUUUGUUUUUACCCCUGCCUCCUGAGAGUGUCCAACUCUUUGUGACCCCAUGGACUGUAAUCCACCAGGCUCCUCUGUCCAUGGAAUUUCCCAAGCAAGAAUACUGGAGUUUUCACACUCUGCACGUGAUCCUUGGCGUCCGCUGUCUGCCUUUGCAUAACCUGUUGCAUUACAUUGAUCAUGGAGUGUUACUUCUCACAGAAGCAGCUGUCACAAGGCUCAUGAAAGAUCUGGACAAUACAGAGAAAAAUGAAAAACUAAAAUUCAGCAUCAUCAUGCGGCUUCCUCCGCUUACAGGUCAGAAGAUCUGUCGACUUUGGGAUCAUCCUGUUAGUUCUAAUAUAAUUUCACGGAACCAUGUAAAGCGACUGCUUCAGAACUACAACAAGCAGCCGUGGAGUUCUGUCAUGGACAAGUCGUCAUUCAGCGUAGAGUUUCUGCCUCUGAACUACUUCAUUCACAUCCUGACAGACAUCGAGUCCUCCAAUCCAGCUCUGUAUGCUUUUGAAGGACAUGACAAUGUGGAUGCAAAAUUUGUAGAGGAAGCAGCUCUGAAACACACCGCGAUGCUUUUAGGAUUAUAA
Molecule: messenger RNA, 2649 nt
Organism: Budorcas taxicolor (takin)
Lineage: Eukaryota; Metazoa; Chordata; Mammalia; Artiodactyla; Bovidae
Gene: GSAP
Product: gamma-secretase activating protein
Exons: 32
Coding region: 1-2649 (882 amino acids)
Biological process (GO): positive regulation of amyloid-beta formation
Cellular component (GO): trans-Golgi network
Source: RefSeq, a predicted model, not a curated record